This is a messenger RNA of Alosa sapidissima (American shad), 3736 nucleotides long. RefSeq names its product Rho GTPase activating protein 28 (gene arhgap28). Gene Ontology annotation, cellular component: cytoplasm. Gene Ontology annotation, molecular function: GTPase activator activity. NCBI's taxonomy places the organism in Eukaryota, Metazoa, Chordata, Actinopteri, Clupeiformes, Clupeidae. The record is from RefSeq and is a predicted model, not a curated record. Gene Ontology annotation, biological process: regulation of small GTPase mediated signal transduction; negative regulation of stress fiber assembly; regulation of actin filament polymerization. Bases 354 to 2183 code for a protein of 609 amino acids. The transcript is spliced from 15 exons.
GCUGAGCUGUGUGUGAGGGAGUGCGGAGAGCUGUGCGUUGCCUCCUGCAGUGAGGGAUGUGUGGCAGAGGCAUGUGGGAGGAGAGAUGAGUCUGGGUUUCCACACGGAGCUCAUGAGCUGGCCAGAGGAUAUCCUGAGAUUUAGGGGGCCAGUUAACCUCUCUCUCUCUUUCUCUCUCUCUCUCUCUCUUUGUCUCUCUCUCUCCCUCUCUCUCAUUCUCUCUCUCUCUGUCGGACUUUGUUUAUACUGUGGGCACCUCAGAGAUCUCCACAGACAGACACUGGCCCCUUUGCUGCUUCUCCUCAGCUGAAUGAAGCACUGAAAGGAAAGUCCAGUACCAGGGGCUAAGCAGGAUGAGCUCUGUGGGGGCGAUGCCUCCCACGCCACCCGAGCGCUCCCCGUCCCGAGACUCGCAGGACUCCAUGGAGGACUACUGGAGCGAGGUCAAGAACAUCCAAGAGGACUGCCAGGGCAGCGGAGAGGAGGCCUUGGAGAGGGGCAGCAUCGACGAGGCAGAGCUGGAGGAGGCGUGGCUUCACGAAGCCGGCCUAUCAACGCUUGUGUCCGGCGCGCUCGGGGAGGGUCCCGCCGAGGCCCUGCUGUCCACCCUGACGCGCUCGCAGACGGCCAUGGUGAAGAAGCGGCUGGACAACUACACGCAGACCAUGCGCAAGAGGAACAAGCAGCCCAUGCGGCACGUGCGAGACGUGUUCAACACGCCAGACAGCUCGCCAGUUGACCCGCUACCCCCACCUCUCUCCCCCAGUGGACAGAUCGCUCCCAAACUGCCCCAUCGGACACCUACUAGGGCAGUGCCCUCAUCCCCGGUGUUCCAGUCAGCUGAAGAGACCUGUGUGUCCGAGUUUGACCCAGAGGAGUACAUCUUGUCAUUUGAUGUGCCCUACUCAGACGCCGGGACUGGACAUCGCAAAGGCAAAGGUUGCCAAGACUGCCAGAGGAUCAGAAAAGAUGACAAAGACCUGCCAAUGUUUCAGAUUGUCAAGCCCAAACUGGGCCUCACAAGGGUGUACGACUUGUCGUCGGAGGACAUGAAGAAGAUUGGCUACUUUGCCCUAAUCGAGCUGACCACCUUCUACGAUGGCCUGGGCAUCGAGCUGAGGCGGAACCGCGUGGUGCGCAGCAAGACGCGAGAAAGCGGCAUAUUUGGGGUUCCCCUGACGACCCUCCUGGAAAACGACCAGAAAAAACUCCCCGGGUCCCGGGUUCCUCUGGUGUUUAGAAAGCUGCUGUCUAAGCUGGAGCAGACAGGCCUGCAAACGGAGGGGAUUCUCCGAGUGCCAGGAUCGGCUUCUAGAGUGAAGCAACUGCGUCAGGAGCUGGAGUCCAAGUUUUACGCCGAUGGCUUUGACUGGGAGCAGGUGCGGCACAACGACGCGGCAGGGCUGCUCAAGAUGUUCAUCAGAGAGCUCCCCCAGCCUCUGCUCACGCUGCAACAUCUGCCCGCCUUCUCCGCCGCCCAGAAUAUCUCCUCUCCCAAGCACCAGAUCCAGGCCCUUCAUCUCCUCAUUAUGCUGCUUCCUGAAGCCAACAGAGACACGCUCAAGGCUCUGCUGGAGUUCCUGAGGAAGGUGGUGGCCAAUGAGGAGAAGAACCGCAUGAGCAUGUGGAACGUGGCCAUGAUCGUGGCGCCCAACAUGUUCACAGUGCGGGGGAAGAAGGCGCAGGAGGAGGAGAUGGUCGGGGCGGCCGGGGCCGCACACAUGGUGCGGCUGCUCAUCACCCACCAGGACCUGCUGUGGACUGUCCCCUGCUUUCUGAUCUGGCACGUGAGGAAGAUGAGCGAGGCGUCAGCGCACAAGAAGACCCCCAGCUCUGACAAGAGCAAGAGGAGGCUGCUGAGGAGGAGGCACACCGAGAGGGAGAAGGAGAGGAGCGAGCUCACUGACCUCCGGGACGGAGUCAUCAGGGUCCAUGCUCCCCAGCACGCCAAGGUCUCCAUGGCGAUACAACUGGACAGCAAGACAAAGGCGCGGGAUGUCAUGGCGCGCUUUGACUAUGAGAAUGGGCGGGGGACCCUUAGCACUAAUCGGAAACAGAAACAGUUUCUGUUUGAGGUCGGAGGAAACAUAGGGGAGCGUUGCCUGGAUCCCGAGACCCCUCUGCUGAAUGUGUACAGAGCCAACCCACAAUGCGAAUGGGUCUUAAAGCAACGGACAACCUGAGCCCAGAACUACCAUCUGCACAAGCGUGCACAAACCAUCAACAACAAGUGUUACUUAUGGAGCCACCUACUGGUCAGCCUCUGAAAUGAACUCGGAUAUGUGGACAGAGGAGGAUUGUUGGUCUGGAUCUGCUAACCGCGUCCAGACUGAACUCUGUCUAAAAAAAAUAAAACGAACAACAGCAGAGGUGUGGACUUGACCUGGCACUGGUGACCCACACCACCUGAAGGAUUUCGCUUCUUUUGUUUUCGUUCCAAGCUUUUUAGUGUUGGAGGAGGGAAUUUCCAGCUUAUCUUCGCCAGACAAUAAGAGGGAAAAAAAGACCAAUCUGGUUUGGGCACUGUGGCAUUUUUCGACACGUGGCGUAUCAGAAUCUGACCGACAGAAAAAAACAAAACUACAAUGCUGGCCAUUGGGAUUCUUUUGUUUCAGUGCCAACACGGGCCGCAAGGUGCAAUAGCCCACUCCACUAUUUCUUUUACCAAGCAGAGGCCUUGGCAACCAACCAUGUUUACCACUCUUUCACUCCAGAGACCCAGAGAAGUGUUUGAAGAGAAACAAGAAAAAAAAAAACAAAUGUACAUAUGAUAUUUAUACCACUAAUUUAUCCAACUUUUUUUUUUAUCAUCAUUUAUGUACCAUGUUAAACCACCACUUUUGUACUGUUUUUAUGAACUGCAUGUGUGUAACUGAAGUCAUUAGAACCUAUCACUCUAGUAUAUUAUGUAUGUGCUGUACGUACAGUAUGUCUGACUGUUUGAAUUUAUAGAAAUGUUUACCUCUGCUGAAAAAAAAUGAAGGAAGCUUAUCAUGGCUGAAGACGGACUUUGGAAUGGCGAAUGAACACUAACACACAUUUAACCUACCUGUGGCUGUGACCACAUAGCAACACUACACACACACACACACACACUCUGACGCAUUCAUGUGGAUGCACUGAGGAAGACACUGACGACCUUCUAACUGUCACAGCCCUAAAUAACACUAAGAAUACGGUCUUCUCAUUCAAGAGACUUACAAUAGGAACUUCCAAUGUGAUGCAUAUUGGACAUCUUUCCAGCAUGUAUAUAUAUAUCAUCAGACUGAUGUCCCUGAACUUUACAGUAUACCGUGCGGGCCAUGUGGUUCAUGUUCUCACGAUGACCUGCUAACAUGGUCCCUUACCUGCCAACCAACUAAAACUCUUUAGCGUUGAGUAGUAUGGCUCUUUGACCCUUAUACCUGCAGCAGCUGCAUUGACCUGUAAAAGAUUGCCUACAUCGCUUGCAAUGUUCAGGAAUAGUAUUGCUGUUAUUUUAAAAAAAAUUCUCUCAAACAUCAGUGUAGCAAAAAACAAAACCUUUUGUAAUGUAAAGGAUGUUGUAUAUAAUGAACGCGAAAGUGUGCUCCAUACAGCUGAGGACUUAGUAUUAUUAUGUUUUAUAUCAUCAUAUAUGCCACUGCCAACAAUACUUCUGUUUGCCUUGAAUCAACGGCUGCUCUGGUCUCAUGGAAUCAUACAGUAUAUCAUGAACUACAACAUUAAAUGAAUACAUUGAGAGACAAGAAACGUG